Orbicella faveolata is the source of this 3327-nucleotide messenger RNA. RefSeq names its product alpha-(1,6)-fucosyltransferase-like. Lineage: Eukaryota; Metazoa; Cnidaria; Anthozoa; Scleractinia; Merulinidae. Gene Ontology annotation, biological process: protein N-linked glycosylation. The record is from RefSeq and is a predicted model, not a curated record. Gene Ontology annotation, molecular function: protein binding; alpha-(1->6)-fucosyltransferase activity.
ACCCAGACUUCUUUGCGAUCACUUUCCUGUACGUAACGCCUGGGAAAGAAAUUCAAGAUUUCGUCCGGUGUCUGGUCGCGACCAAAGAGAACUGAUUCUUCAUGAAAGAAGAUUCAUUUUGCUCCCUUAAAAUACGCUGAUAAGUGACGAACACGCUUCUGGGUAUUUUCGGACUCUUUACAAAAUAUUAUGGUUAUUCUAAGCUUGAGUUGGCUCCUAAUAGUUAAAUAAUUUACUUCGUGAAUUAACUCUUGGCUGUGGUAAUGUCUGUUUAAUACAACCAGAGUUUGUUAGGAUUCAGGGCUUAUCCUCGGCUUUUAUAAAUGACAAGAACAACUUGGAAGUAUAUCUUCGCUCUAGUGUCAAUAUGGCUGCUAAUUCUGGGCUAUAUGGGCUGGCAGCUUCUGUCAGUGGCCGAGGAUUCGAAUCGAAAUGUAGCUGCGGUUAUGCAGAAAGAAAGACAUGUGGAACUACUACAGAAUCAAAAUGAGGGGCUCAAAAAGAAGUUAGCGGAGCUUCAAGCUGAAAAGAACAAGUUAGAAAUUGAAGUGGGACAGCUUAGAAAGAAGAAUUUAGAUCUUGAGCGAAAACUCGCCGCGGAAGCUUCUGAAAAUCAGCAACCGGUGAUAAAGGAAAAACGCGACUCCGAAGUGGCGAUCAAUUCUGUGACCAACUCUCAUGGUUUCACCCCGCCAAGCGAGGAAUUCUUAACUACGAGACGCAGAGCAGAGAAAGAAUUGAAAGAAAUAUGGUAUUUUGUAAGUGCGGAAGUCAGCAAAGUGAACAAAAUUGCUUCCGAAAAUGUAAAUAGAAAGCUUCGUGAAAUGGUGCAAACUGUUGCAGAUAUGCACCAUACUUUAUCACUGAACUUCGAAAAGUUGAAGACGAUGGAUGGUCAGAAAGAAUGGGUCGAAAAAGAGCAUAAAGAACUAACCGAUCUUGUUCAAAGACGGCUGCAUUACUUGCAACAUCCUAGAGAUUGUAAUUCGGCAAAGAAACUUAUGUGCCAGAUCAACAAAGGUUGUGGGUACGGAUGCCAAGUACACCAUUUAAUGUAUUGUUUUAUAGUCGCUUAUGGUCUUGAAAGAACGCUUAUAAUCGACUCUGUCGGAUGGCGAUAUUCAGCUAAAGGAUGGAACGGGAUUUUUAAACCGGUCAGUGAAACCUGUACAACAUAUCAAGGCCAUCUAGCGAGCUGGAGUGGAGCCGCUUCGACGAGAGAAAAUAAUAUUCUUAUGCCCAUUGUCGAUAGCCUGUACCCACGACCGCCUUACAUGCCUUUAGCGGUACCAAAAGAUUUAGCUGGUAGAAUUCAACGAAUUCAUAGCCAUCCAUUUGUCUGGUGGAUUGGUCAGUUUGCGAAGUAUUUAUUUCGUUACGCACCGCCGGUACAAGAGGAGAUCGACAAGAAAAGAACCCUUCUUGGUUUCAAGAAGCCCAUUGUUGGGGUUCAAGUGAGAAGAACAGAUAAAAUAAACACAGAGGCUGCCUUCCACUCCAUUGAGGAAUACAUGUAUUGGGUGGACUUGUAUUACAAUAAAUUAGAGAGAGUGCAAGCAGUGGAACAGAGGAGGGUUUACCUUGCAACAGAUGAUCCAAAUUUAUUACCUGAGGCAAAGGAAAAGUACAAACACUAUGAAUUUGUUAGUGAUCAAGAAAUUUCCAAAUCAGCAGGGCUAGGUUCUCGUUACUCAGACUCAUCACUUCAUGGAGUUUUGUUUGAUAUUCAGAUGUUGUCUGAAUGUGAUUACUUGGUUUGCACCUUUUCGUCACAGGUAUGCCGUGUGGCCUAUGAACUUAUGCAAUCAUCACAACCUGACGCAGCCAAAAAAUUCCAGUCCCUAGAUGAUAUUUAUUACUACGGCGGGCAAUCAGGCCAUGAUGUUCGAGCAAUUUAUCCACAUAAGGCCAAAGAUGGUUCACAAAUAGAUCUCUCUGUGGGAGAUCGUAUAGGAAUUGCCGGCAACCACUGGGAUGGGCACUCCAAGGGUCUUAACCACAAGACAGGUCAAGACGGACUCUUCCCAUCGUACAAAGUGGAAGAUAUCAUGGAAGUCUAUGAUUUCCCAACAUAUGAUGGAGUGUAGUUGUCCUUUCAAAAUUUGACGACUCUUUUAAAUGAAAAUAUUUUAAUAAUUCAGAUGAUGUUAGUGAAUAACAUAAUUUUAUAUAAUGGCAUAAUGUUUCCCAAAGCAAAAAGCAAUUCUUAAAGCCUCCUUGUUUGAAAAACGUAUUUAGUUAGAACCCUCAACUUCAAAUAAUUUCAUACAAUGUUGUUAAAGGUAAUUCUGCGGUUCUCCAUUUCUUCACUUUCAAUACUUAGCAGUUUAUUAUAAAAUGAAGUGGUAUAUAAAUCUUGAUUUAACAGAUAUAUCUCUUUGUACAUUCAGUUUUUUUCUUCUCAGGGAUAGCCAUGCUAGGUAUUUUUGUUUGCCCCUCCUUACUGCAUACACAACAUAUAUUGCUAUAUCACGCAUUGAGUGUCCACACUGAGCGAGACGCUCAACAAUACUUAUUGAAGUUUUUUUUUAAACAUCUUAAUUGUGGUUCACACUGCUUACAACACUGGUACGGCUGCCCGCUUUAACAACUUGGCAAGGAUUCUUAUAUCCUUGCCAAGCUAGAAUUAAGAAUUCUAGCUGAGGAAAUGACAUUGGUUGCAAAUAUUUACUUAGCAGAAUUAUUUGCAUGGAAUUCAAUGCAUAAUUGUUAUUUAGCAUUGUUCGUGUUCAUUACAACAAUGCAACCCAUACCUCUUUAAAGGACAAAAGCUCACUGUACUGAAGCUUUGUCAAAGUCUUUAUUGUGCUUUGUGCAUGGUGCUCCCGCUGAUUAUCUAUCGUAGGCUUAAUUUCCACUGCUCUUUCGCGUCCAGUGUUUGUUCCUCAGUUUGGGGAAGGAGUAAGAGCUCAUUUCCCAAACAGUGGCUGGAAAUCGAGCCUAUAUCUAUUGUAACUACAGGAAAGGUUAUCAAGGCAUUCCUUUGCUUCAGCUAACAAAGCCUUUGUCAAAUUUAAAUCCCAGAUUAGUGAUAAAUAUCAGGAUUGUCAAUUUCAUCCAUUUCAGGAGUUCUAGUUAAAGUUGAAAUGUCAAGUAACUACUUUUAGCCUUCAUGACAUUUUCGUUUUGUAACACUUUUUUUCUUGUUUUAACUCAUUUUAAAGGAGUACAGUGACAUAAAUCCUUGUGUAUUCGAUUGGGAUUGUUUCUUUUUUCCAUAUCACAUGAUUUAAUUUAUUUUUAUGCUUUUUUGAUGGUCAGGGUCUUCUGCCAUCUUAACAAAAUGUACUGGGUGACAAUGAAAGACAUUUGAUUAAAAUUAAAUGA